Messenger RNA from Lolium rigidum, 1011 nucleotides. Its product is annotated as NAC domain-containing protein 7-like. The record is from RefSeq and is a predicted model, not a curated record. NCBI's taxonomy places the organism in Eukaryota, Viridiplantae, Streptophyta, Magnoliopsida, Poales, Poaceae. The coding region runs from base 1 to 1011 and encodes 336 amino acids. Gene Ontology annotation, biological process: regulation of DNA-templated transcription. The transcript is spliced from 3 exons. Gene Ontology annotation, molecular function: DNA binding.
AUGAGUAGCAGUAUGCAGCCGCAGGUUCCUCCAGGUUUUCGGUUCCACCCGACUGAUGAGGAACUGGUGGAUUACUACCUCCGGAAGAAGGUGGCCUCAAGAAGGAUUGACCUAAACGUCAUAAAAGAUGUUGAUCUCUACAAGAUAGAGCCAUGGGAUCUCCAAGAGAAAUGUAGGAUAGGGCCUGAGGAGGAGCAGAGCGACUGGUACUUCUUCAGCCACAAGGACAAGAAAUAUCCGACAGGGACUCGUACGAACCGCGCAACUGCAGCUGGGUUCUGGAAGGCGACGGGGAGGGACAAGCCCAUCUAUGCCAAGCACUGCUUGGUUGGCAUGAGGAAGACCCUGGUGUAUUACAAGGGCAGAGCUCCCAAUGGCCAGAAAUCCGACUGGAUCAUGCAUGAGUACCGCCUUGAGACCAAUGAGAAUGGCCCUCCGCAGGAAGAAGGAUGGGUAGUGUGCAGGGUGUUCAAGAAGAGAUUACCAACAACAAGAAGAGAUCUAGACCAUGAUGCACCGUGCUGGUACGUAGACGAUGAUGGGCCCUUCAUGCAUGAUCUCAACUCUCCGAUGAGAGGAAUGCCCCCUCACCACAGCAUGGCACUGCAAGAACAACACCUCCACAUGCUAAACAAUACCUACAAGAGAGAGUUCAAGCUACAGUACCAAAUGCCAAACCAUCAUCAUAUUCUCAACACCAUUCCUCAUGAGCUAGAGAGCCCUUCCAGCUUCCAUUCUCUCUUGGCAUCACCAAAUGAUCACCAAAUCAAUGUGCACCAUGCACACCACCACCAUGUUCAACUUAUUGACCAUUCCGUCGACGACCAAGCAGCCACUGACUGGAGAGUACUGGACAAAUUUGUUGCAUCUCAGCUUAGUAACGAUGCAGCCAAGGGUGUAGCCUAUACGGAUGAAGGAGACAUUCUUCGGCUCAAUGAGAAGGUGCAAGAGGUGGCUACUGAUUACGCUUCAACAUCGACAUCGAGCAGUCAAGUUGAUCCGUGGAAGUGA